AUUGCAUAACAGUUCCUUUUGUCUUAAAAUGAUUGGACAGUGACGUCUUUUUUUUUCCGGUUUGGAAAUUUCAAAAAGUAUAAAAAUUGCACUUUUUCCCUUUCUAUGUAUUAAAAACAUAUAGAAAAGGGGGUGCAUUUAAAAAGCCACAGAUGACAACAAGGCUCGAUCGACUCGUCCUUUUAUUAGAUACAGGCUCAACAACAGCUGUCAGACGUACAGCAGCCCAACAGUUGGGUGAAAUUCAAAAGCAGCAUCCUGGUGAACUAUACAACUUAUUAUCAAGAGUCGCUGUCCACUUGAGGAGCAAAGCGUGGGAUACACGUUUAGCUGCUGGUCAAGCACUGGAAGCCAUUGCUGCUAACGUACCAGCAUGGGAUCCUUCGGAUGAAGAUGAAAUUGCCAUAAAAAUAGACAACAACGAGGAACAACACAAGUUGCGUUUUAGUGAAUUCGAUUUAGCAUCUGUUCUUCAACAUGGAAAACUCUUACUUGGCUCAGCUGGAAAAGAGUACGAUAUUGACUUUUCAGACAUGACACCACAAGAACGACUAGAGAUCCAACGACGUAAUCUAAAAGAACGACUGGGUUUAGCAAGUCAGUUUAUGGAUGUCGAUCUCCUAGAGGAUGCCGAUUUGGACACACGCUCCAAAAAAGAAAAAUCCACACCUGUUCCAUCUCCUUCCGCUUCUACUACAUCUACUUCACCUGCUACAACAACAACAACAACAACUAAUUUAAUGCCACCUACACCUGCUAUAGCAGAGAUCAACAUGGCGGGCUUAUCGGCCAGGGAACGAAAUAUGCUGAAACGUAAACUAAAGUCAGAAUCUAAAAUGAAAAACAAAGCCGAAAAAGUACGUAUCAUGGACGUGAAAAAUAAGUCAGAUCAUCCUGUACCAAAACCAGUUAAAAUAGAAAAAGAAGAAUUUGACAUUACCGCUCAACCACAGUCCAAUAAGUUUGUUGUAGAGGCAAAGAAGCCAAGCCCAGCAGACAAUGCAGCAGAUGAACCUCAGCAUGAUUGGCCAUUUAAAAUGAUUUGUGAGCACUUGUGCUUAGAUCUCUUUGAUCCUGCUUGGGAGAUUCGUCACGGUGCUGGUAUUGGGCUGCGUAGCAUUCUUAAGGCACAUGGUGCCGGUGCUGGCAAAAAAGUGGGUUAUAAAGAAAAGAACCAGGAGCUACAUAAUGCAUGGUUAGAAGAUUGUGCUAUCAGACUGUUAUGUGUAUUUGCCCUCGACAGAUUUGCAGACUUUGUCUCUGACCAGGUUGUAUGUCCUGUUCGUGAAACAUGUUCGCAAACAUUGGGCGUUGUAUUGCAGUACAUGACACCAGAAGCAGUUGGAAAAGUACAUGAUAAUCUAUUAAAACUUAUCAAUCAGCAAGACCCAGCCUUUGCUGGCAAAUCAAUCUGGGAGGUUAGGCAUGCGGGAUUACUUGGCCUUAAGUACACAGUUGCGGUUCGAAAGGAUCUAGUAGAGAUGCUUGUCGAAGGCACAACAGGGGCUAUCAUCUUAGGCUUACGAGAUCAUGACGACGAUGUUCGUGCAGUGAGUGCUGCGACACUUUUACCCAUCACCUCUGAAUUUGUACGCCUUAGUUCCAGGGAAAGAAUCCGCGAUGUCAUCUUGACAUUAUGGGACUGUUUGAUCGACCUCAAGGAUGACCUAACAGCUUCAACUGGUGCUGUCAUGGACUUGAUUGCCAAGAUGUUUGAACAGCUAGGUGUGAUGGAUAUUGUACGUGAGAACUUUAGCUUAAAUGAUCUUGUGCCCAGAUUGCAUCCUUUCUUUCGACACACCAUUUCGGGUGUGCGCAUGGCUGUCUUGAACACCCUAUUGACCUUUUUAGAAUGCGGUACAGCCUCAGAGUGGAUCGACGAACGUGUUUAUCGUUUAGUAUUUCAAAAUAUGAUUGUAGAAGAAAAACCCGACAUUUUAGAAAAAUCACUUCAAGUUUGGAGUUCUUUAACUAUUGACGGCAAAGUCGAGAAUCAACUUGUUUUGCAAGGAACACAAAACUGGCUUGGAAGCUGGUUUGAAAUUACCAUGACGCCAAUCGGCCAACCACUAGAUACAGCCACUUAUUUUUACAAGCCCCCAGGAGCGUUUGGUCUGGGCGGUGGAAGCGCCCUAAUGGAUAAAGGAGCGACAAAGAAAUCAAAAAAGACAGUAAACAAGGGUAUUCCAGAAGAUGUUGUACGUGGCAAUCUGUUAGAAGAAAGUCAUAACUUAGAUGCAGGUAUGAUUGCUCAAGACUUUUCUCUUGUUACGAUGGACCAAGUCAUGCGCUGUCGUAUUGCGUGUACCAGUGCGCUUGGCAUGGCUAUGAGCACCUGGCCUGAUGAUUCCAUGGAGCUGUCUUAUCAGGAUGUGCUUUUGAAUCUUCUUAGCUCGCAAUGGGCAUUGAAACGUCAAUUGGGUGCUAUGGCUGUUGAGGAAUGGGCCAAGGCUGUCUUAAAGACAAGAUACAACGCAGACGAUAUUAUCCACGCACCCCCAGAAGCUAUUCUUGCCAAUACGCACAAUUUCCCCAAGACUUUGUCUCAAUCCAUGAUUGCUAAUCUCGAAAAUGCUCAGCAGCAAGCUACAAACUUCUAUUUUGAGCUCGUUCAUGUCCUGAAACGUAUUCGUGCUGAAUGCCAAAACUUGUUAAACGCAUUUCACUCGGAAGCCAAAGUACCUUUGGAUCAAAUUCCUACUUUACCUACCCUUGUGCCUGGUGAGGCGCUUCCAGAACAGGGGCCUCUCUUUACCGUCGAGACAGCAUCCGCUGUGAUCAGCGAGAUGUUUGAUCAGUUAUUGACCAAAGUCCCUAAAGGCAAGGGCCGUGCCGCCUUACUUAAGUCGAUGGAAGAACGACAGCGUCGUGUAGUUGCAUCUAUGGGAUACUUUGAGGAACUGAAACAGAAGAUCGAAAUCCACGUUUACGCAAGCACUGCAGGUGCUGUGGUCGAGCUUGGUGUACUGCCCGCCAAAUUGAACCCAGUGAUUCGUAGUGUGAUGAAUAGUAUCAAGUAUGAAGAAAACAUAGACUUACAACAACGGUCGGCUGCUACGCUUGCCAAUCUUGUGGCUCUUUGUGAACGUUCCCACCAAAGCCGUACUAGCCCUAAUGACAAGAUUGUAAAGAAUCUGUGUACUUUCCUUUGUGCUGAUACGACCGUGACACCCUUAUUACAGGAUAAUCAACUCGAAUCAGGCAUCUUGUCUAUUCAAAAAGAAGAUACAACAAGCAAAAGUAAGGAGUCCAAAGAACUGACCCCUGAACAAAAAGAUGCACAGCUUACAAAGCGAGGCGCUGAAAUUACCUUACGAGAGCUCUGUAACCGCUUUGGCCCCAGUGUGUUUAAUAUGGUUCCUAAACUAAAGGAAUGUGCUAGUCAAAAAAUCAUCGAGAUAUUCCCUGAGCAAGGCAUCGAGCAGGCAGAUAAAGUGAUUCGACAAGAUUUUCAAAUCGGACAGGAUGUGAUUGACUCCUUGACUGUCUUGACCAUGGUAGUACCUCAUCUUUCCGAGAAGUUAUGGGACGAUGUGAGUAACAUUGUGCCUUAUGUCUGCCGAUCACUGCAAUCUUGCUAUGCCGUUAUACGCACCAUGAGCGCCAAAUGCUUAGCAGCCAUCGCUAAUGUGAUCACUGACAGAACGAUGCAUAUGAUCGUCGAACAAGUCCUACCUCAUCUCAGUAAUCCACUCAAUGUGCAUCACCGACAAGGUGCAGCUGAACUUAUCUAUCACCUUGUACAGCUACUGGAUACCAAGAUCUUGCCCUAUACAAUCUUCUUAAUAGUUCCUAUCCUUGGUCGCAUGAGUGAUCCUGAUGAGUCUGUUCGUCUUAUCUGUACCAACUGCUUUGCCUUGCUUAUCAAGCUUGUACCUCUUGAAGCAGGUAUUCCUGACCCUCCAGGCAUGUCUGCAGAAAUGCUCGCGCAUCGUGAUGAAGAACGCCGAUUCUUAUCACAAUUGCUUGAUAGCUCCAAGGUUGAAAAUUACGAAAUCCCAGUCAAGAUCAAGGCAGAACUUCGCAAGUAUCAACAAGAAGGUGUCAACUGGCUCGCUUUUCUCAACAAAUUCCACCUGCACGGCAUAUUGUGUGAUGAUAUGGGUUUAGGUAAGACGCUUCAGUCUAUCUGUAUCCUUGCUGGUGACCAUUAUACAAGAGCACAAAAAUACCAAGAAACACAGUCUCCUGAGUUUGCGCAUUGCCCAUCUCUGGUCAUCUGUCCACCAACCUUGACCGGGCAUUGGUACCAUGAAAUCCUAAAUUACUGUGAUAAUCUGAAACCAUUACUUUACACAGGAGGCCCCAAUGAUCGUAAAAAAAUCCGUGCCUCGUUUAAUAAUUAUGAUAUAGUCAUCAUGUCCUAUGAUAUUAUUCGUAAUGAUAUUGACGAACUAGAGCCUCUGCACUGGAACUACUGUAUUCUGGAUGAAGGACACAUUAUCAAGAACGGCAAGACCAAGAUCACAAAAGCGAUUAAAACGCUGAAAUCAAAUCAUCGUCUUAUUCUCUCUGGUACACCUAUCCAAAAUAAUGUGCUUGAGCUAUGGUCCUUGUUUGACUUUUUGAUGCCUGGUUUCCUUGGCACAGAGAAGGCGUUCAACGAUCGUUUUGGCAAACCUAUUCUCGCAAGUAAAGAUAGCAAGAGCUCAUCAAAAGAACAGGAAGCGGGUGCACUGGCAUUAGAAGCUCUACACAAGCAAGUACUACCGUUCUUGCUGCGUCGAUUAAAAGAAGACGUAUUACAUGAUUUACCGCCCAAGAUCAUUCAGGACUACUACUGUGAACUGAGCGAACUGCAAAAGUCUCUAUACGAAGAAUUUGCAAAAUCUCAAGCACGGAGCAGUGUAGAGGACGAUCUGGCGCCACAAAAGACGAAUGCUUCCAAGGGAGCGACCCACAUCUUCCAGGCAUUACAAUACCUUCGCAGGCUAUGCAAUCAUCCUUUAUUGGUUGUGAAUGAAAAAUAUGCCAAUUACAACAAAGUGCAAGACUUUUUGCACAAGUCCAACACAACCUUACACAGCAUUCAGAACGCACCCAAGCUGCAAGCACUGAAGCAGCUGCUCGGAGAAUGUGGUAUUGGAGUAACCAACACAGAAUCAGAGUCAGAUCCAGCAGCUAUGGCCAUCGGAGCCGUGAGUCAGCAUCGUGCGCUUAUCUUUUGUCAAUUGAAGCCAAUGCUGGAUAUUAUAGAGAAUGACUUGUUUAAAAAGUUGAUGCCAACGGUGAGCUAUCUACGAUUAGACGGGUCAGUAGACUCAAAUAAACGACAUGAGCUCGUUCAAAAGUUCAAUGCGGAUCCAUCUAUUGACGUAUUACUGCUGACGACGCAUGUAGGUGGGCUCGGCCUUAACCUUACAGGUGCAGAUACUGUAAUCUUUGUUGAACAUGACUGGAACCCGAUGAAGGAUCUCCAGGCAAUGGAUCGUGCACAUCGUAUUGGACAGAAGAAAGUAGUGAAUGUCUAUCGAUUGAUUACUCGUGGUACCUUGGAAGAAAAAAUCAUGGGUCUCCAAAAGUUCAAGCUCAAUAUUGCUAAUUCAAUUGUGAAUCAACAAAACUCUGGGUUACAGAGUAUGGAUACGGAUCAGAUCCUUGACUUGUUUAAUAUUGGCGGUGAUAAUGAAGCCAAGAAGAAGCAGCCCAAAGAUAAUGUAUCAGCUGAAGGAUUGGGAGCUGCUAAAGCAGUCUUGGAAAAUUUGGAGUCGCUAUGGGAUGAAAAGGACUAUGAGGAAGAAUAUAACAUUGAUAGUUUUAUUAACAGCUUAACGUAAAUUACAUUUUCUAUGUAGAAUUUUUAUAAAUAAAUAAAAACAGUGAACAUAUUGCUCAAUGACAGUC
Molecule: messenger RNA, 5844 nt
Organism: Rhizopus microsporus ATCC 52813
Lineage: Eukaryota; Fungi; Mucoromycota; Mucoromycetes; Mucorales; Rhizopodaceae
Exons: 9
Coding region: 153-5777 (1874 amino acids)
Molecular function (GO): ATP hydrolysis activity; TBP-class protein binding; ATP-dependent chromatin remodeler activity
Source: RefSeq, a predicted model, not a curated record